AUGGGCAUUAUAAAUAUCUCGACAAAUGGUGCAUUCUUGGUCAUUACGCGUCUGGAUGUUUACGGGAGCACCGGUAACCUUCCGCUGAAAGAGCUCUUUGUGGUGGCUUUGUUCGACUGGAUAGUGGCAGUGCAGGGAAAGUGAGUGUUUGUUCUGUAAAGAAUUGUGUUGUGCGAUCGAAUCGAUCGGUGAUUUUGUGCAUUCAUUCAUUGUGUCUACACACAAGUGCCAUUGAGACGCUGUUACGCAAAGUGUUGUGAGCUGCGUGAUAGGGUGAAGAAUUAGGAAAGCGAACGGAAUUACUACAAGUGCCACAGAAUGAUGCAGCCAUUAAAGUUGUUGUUUGUGCUGUUAGUGUCCAGCGCAUCGGUGCGAGCCUUCUGGUGGUCUAGCCCAUCGAAUGAUCCACCGGUGGCCAGCAAACAGGUGCAGUACGUCCGUGCUUUUACCUACCAACCGGUGGCAUUUCCAGCGCACUCUCUCCUAACACCGCCAGCGCCGUACAAAUUCAUCCAGGCCAGUCCGGCGGCCAUUAUACCGACGGCCAAACAGAUCAACCCGGUACAGCCCACCAGCCAGCAGCCCGUCCAGCCGGUACAGCAGCAGAGCAGCAGUAGUCCGUUCAGUAGCUUCUUCGGCAGUGCUUUCGGAGGGUUUGGCCAACCCGGUACCAGUAACUCCGUCUUGGGAGUUGAUCGGUCGAACUCCAUCUCCUCAGUCCCAUCGUACCAGCAGCAGCAGCAGCAGCAACAGCAGCAGCAGAUGCACCAGCAGCAACAGCAACAACAUCAGCAACAAUUACAGCAAGCCCAACAGCAGCAGCAGCAGCAGCAGCAACAACAACACCAGCAACAUCACCAGCAGCAGCAACAGCAGAUCGUACCAGUCCUAUCCUCACCUCCAGUGACACCCUCACCGAGUGAAGUGCCAAGCGGCAACCAAGGACUACCUCCGGCGGCCGCCUUCUACCAGGGCCAGCAGCAUCCGAGCAAGUAUCCGUACUUCACGAUGGACCAGGUGCAGUACCUGUCCGGGCUGCCUUCCAACACACCGCAGACACCGCAGGUCCAGUUUGUGCCCUGCAUGUGCCCGAUCGCGGUCAACGUGCAGAGCAACCAUGCGGAGCUCGCCGACAAGCGAUUAGACGAAACGACCACGACCGAUGCGGAAGUGGUCGUGCCGAGCGGUGAAAGUGAAAAGUGAGGCACGUUCUACAGCAGCGAAGAAGCGGAAUCGACGCAAGGUGGAGCGCGAUGUUGUGAGGGACAAACAAAAGUGUUCUAGUUGUGCUAUUUAUUUUUGAAUGUUUGUUUCACGUUGAAACUGCGAGUUGGUGGAAUGAGCAAUUCCUUUGAAGGUUUGCGCGGUCAAAUCAAAUCCCCUUUACCGUACAGUAUAGUACCCCCGUGUUAUGUACUGACCAAGCCACACCUGAUAGAUGACUGAUUAAAUUGAUAGUGAGAAGUAUAAAAAUAAAUCAAUUAUUCUACCGAAAAAAAUCCUUCUGCUGCGCUGUUGUGCUUUUACGCUAAUUAGAACACGAGGAAAAGCUAAUGCUCUCUCAUUACUCAUCCACCUUCGUUACGCUUCCGAACGUGCAAACGAUCUUGGUGGCGUGCUGGAGAAGAAUUAAUCAUUCAAUCGACAGGUCCAGGAACGAUCGAAUCUCACAUCUUGUGGUCUACAUCUUUCCCAAUCUGGGCCCAACAUUUCUCUGCCUUGUUAGCCCAUUUCUUGGGUCAGUCUUCCACCACUGCAUUCCUGAUCUGCCACAACUUGGGGUUGGUUUGGUGGUGGGGCGCCUGAGGGAAUUAAUCAUCCUCCGACCGGGCUAAUCGAUUUACGGUCCGCAAAGCGACCGGCGAUCCAUCAGCACAGGGCGCAGACAGUAAUUGGGCUCCGAUCAUCAAUCAUCGAUCGUUGACGGAGAUCUGUCAAUUUGGGUUUGGGCUUGAGGGCGGUUGAGGUUGAAUGUAUGGCCGUGCUGUGUGCUCCAUUUGUUAGCUUCCUCUUGGGACGAGCUUAAGGGUAGGAU
Messenger RNA from Anopheles coluzzii, 2035 nucleotides. RefSeq names its product alpha-protein kinase 1-like. Bases 319 to 1203 code for a protein of 294 amino acids. The record is from RefSeq and is a predicted model, not a curated record. Lineage: Eukaryota; Metazoa; Arthropoda; Insecta; Diptera; Culicidae. The transcript is spliced from 3 exons.